AUGCCAAGAGGGCAAUACAUUACGUUGAAGAGUGAAAAGAAAAGAUCUAUUACCACCCCUUUCUACAUUUCCCCUCUCUCUUACAAAUUACAAUUCUUUCAGUCCAUUUUGAGGAAAGACAUGAGUAAAGAGGAGAUUUUGAAGAUACAGAAAUGUGUUCUCAGAGUGAACAUACACUGUGAUGGGUGCAAGAGUAAGGUCAAGAAAAUCUUGCAGAAGAUUGAUGGGGUGUUUACCACCGAGAUAGAUGCGGAACAAGGGAAGGUGACGGUUUCAGGAUUUGUGGACCCGAACGUUCUCAUCAAGAAGCUUGCAAAGUCAGGAAAACAUGCAGAACUCUGGGGUGCCCCUCCCAAAGGAAACAACAACCAGAACAACAACAUUGUGAACCAGAUGAAGAACAUGCAACUUGACAAUGGUAAAAGUGGGGGAAACAGCAAGGGUCAAAAGGGUGUAGGGAAUAACCAGCCUAAGGUUAAUAAUCAACAAGGGCAGAACCCUCAACAGCCGAACUCUCAACAGCAGCUUCAGCAGCAUCUGCAACAACUUCAGCAGAUGAAAGGGUUCCAAGAUCUGAAGCUGCCUCAAUUCAAGGACAUGAAGAUGUCCAACCAGAACCCCAACCCACCCAAAGGGGUUAAGUUCAGUUUGCCUGAGGAGGAUGAUUUGUCUGAUGAUGAAUUAGAUGAGUUUGAUGAUGAAUUAGAUGAUGACUUUGAUGAAGAUGAAAUGGACGAUCCUCAGCAUCCUUUGAAUAAGAUGAUGAUGAAGCCCCCUAUGGGUAAUGGGGCUCAAAUGAUGUUGAAUAACAUGAUGAAUGCUCAGAAAGGUGGCAAUGGUGGUGGAGGUAAUGGGAAGAAAGGAGGUGGUGGUGGUGGUGGAGGACCUGUGCCUGUGCCUGUGCAAGUGCAUAACAUGGGUGGUGGAGAUGGCAAAAAUGGCAAUGGAGGAAAGAAGGGUGGUGGGGGAGGUGGAGGGGGUGGUGGGGGAGGUGGAGGUGGUGGUGGCAAUCUUCAAAAUCAUGGCAUGACUAACAAAAACAAUGGUGGCAAGAAUGGAGGUGGAAUGUCAGAUGGUAAGAAUGGAAACAACAAAAACGGUGGUGGUGGUGGUGGUGCUCCUGCUGCUGCUGCUGCUGCCUUUCCAAACAGUAAUGGCAAUGGAGGUAAAAAGGGUAAUAAUGGAAUGGGUGAAGGUGUUCAAACUAUGAACAUGUUUCCAAACAUGGGUGGUCAUACUCUUAAUAUGGUUGGGGCUAACGGAGGUCCUAUGGGCAACAUGAGCAUCCCUAUGGGCAACAUGCCAAUGUCCCAAAUGGGUAACAUCCCAGCAGUUCAAGGCCUACCAGCUGCUGCCCCCAUGAAUGGGAGUGGUGGUGGCGGUGGAGGAUACUUCCAGGGUGGUGGUGGUGGUGGUCCAGAUAUGAUGCCUGGCAACCCUUACCAACAACAGCAAUACAUGGCUGCAAUGAUGAACCAACAAAGGGCAAUGGGGAAUGAUAGAUUCCAGCCAAUGAUGUAUGCUAGGCCUCCUAUGGCAGUCAAUUAUAUGUACCCUCCUCCUUAUAGCUACCCUCCGCCUCCUCCUCAUGAUCCAUAUUCCAACUUUUUCAGUGAUGAGAAUACUUCCAGCUGCAGUGUCAUGUGA
Molecule: messenger RNA, 1647 nt
Organism: Sphenostylis stenocarpa
Lineage: Eukaryota; Viridiplantae; Streptophyta; Magnoliopsida; Fabales; Fabaceae
Source: the annotation of a GenBank genome assembly